This is a messenger RNA of Chara braunii, 3805 nucleotides long. Lineage: Eukaryota; Viridiplantae; Streptophyta; Charophyceae; Charales; Characeae. The record is from the annotation of a GenBank genome assembly.
CGUCGAACGACUGCAUACUUCCAGCAGAGGGACACAAAAACAACAUUAAACAAACCCUCAUGGAGCUUGAAAUCAUCGUUUUGCCGUUCCACUUACAGACACAUAGACAAAAGCACAACCAUCAUGUCGAUGUCAGCGGCGCAGGCGAGGGCAGCUCUUCAAGAGGUGAUGCAAUACGCGGAGGAGGGCAUCCACUACGAUGACGACGGGGAGCUUCGACUACUCACGGAGAGAGUGCCGAGUUACUUCGAUGUCAGAGUGAACGUUCGUGCAAGCAUCACUGCGAACGGAGAGGAGUCGCUCAGAGCACGGAUGCUAUUGGCACGGUUCACGGAGGCGCAUGAUUUGCGUGUAGACAACAGUGCUGAUACCAGUCCAUACAGUUUGAGAAAAGUGGUUGGUUGGAUGUGCACUGAAGGGAUGUCCAAUGAAGGGGACGUGGAUAUGACAAAGCAGCAGAAGGUUGGAACAUACAUGCCAGCUGAUUUCAAGCAGACGUUGAUGACACAGGCGAAGAAAUGGGGAAUGCUUGUUGAAGAUUCUAAGGACGAGAUGAAGAGCGGUGCAGCAGAAAUUUUAGUACUCUCGCGUUUGAAGGACAUACCGCAAGCUCCCCCGCAAGACUUCCAAAAUCUUCCAGUAAUUAUUGCAAACGGGGUGGAGUAUGUUUUACUCGACCAACUGGUGGAUUUCAUGAAAAAGAAACCUGACGAUCGGAAUGUCAUACUUGAGGCAUUGCAUGAUGUGACAGAGCAAGCACUGGCGGACAAAGACCUCAUUAACUAUAGGGUGCGGAGUGCGGACGAGGAUGUCGUAUGUGGUACUCCAUUGUGGGAUGAAAUAUUCAUGGCAACUUUGCAUCGCCUCAGCAUUGCGACUUCUGAGGUGGACAGAAAGAGGUCAAGGGAAGAAGGAUGGAAGUUGGUGGCCAUGGAAGCAGAUGUUGCACUUCACGCAGCAGAUGAACACACUUCAGCAGGGGAAGAAAUUGUGAGAACAGUCUCCAUCGUGCGUUCUCCAAUAAACACAAUGUCCACGGAGGAGGUAGAAGAAGAAGAUGUGUUCAAUGAGUGGACAAUGACAGAACAACAACGGGAACGAGGGUUCGAAGACUCUUCUUUACCGAUCGAUUUCGAAUAUGACAUUGAAGAAACAAGAGUGAGGAACAAUGAAAAAGAUGCGAGGGCGCCUAACUAUGAGGUGGAAGUGAGUGGCAGCGAUGUGAGCCGUGACAAGGAGGGUGAGGAAUAUGAUGCCUACUGGGAUAUGGAAGCAGGGGGAGGACAAACGUCAAAAGGGUGGCCACAUGCGAUUCUUAGGUUGACAAGUGUAUUUUCUAAUCCCCAUUUACUGUUGCGUGUCGUGCUAAAGGAGGCAACACCUGAGGGCGCACUCCAGUAUGCAGCACUGACGACCAUUAUGAGAUCAUGCUCGAACGGAAAAAGAUGGUCACAACCUCCCGGCGAGGGGAUCAACAUAUGUUGCUCUCGCACGGGCCAGUUGAGUCACCAUGUCCAAACUGUUAUCAGAGCGGACAAGGGUGUGGACACGAAUGGUAAAACACGUUAUGUCAUCCCUCUGUCUCUGUAUUUAGACAAGACUCAUGUAGACGGUCGUCAAAAGCAGUCAGCGUAUCCUCUGAUGAUGUCAAUAGUCGAUCGCGCAUCGGACGCCACACUCCUUACGUAUCUUCCUGUGCUUCAACACCGACCAUGUGACAAGGGCUGGGGUCUGCACUCCACCGCGUUUAGAAAACGGAAAGUUGUGAUAUUGCAUAAAGCGUUGUCAAUAGUAUUGAGGUCCACAAAGGAGGCAUCCCAUGACGGCAUGAUAGUUACAACGGAGCGGUUUGGUGAGAUAACAGUCCACCCUUUCGUCAUGAACUAUAUACAGGACUAUCCUGAAAGGUGUGCCCUUGCAAAUGUGAAAUUCGGUGUUUGUCCAACAUGCACAAUGUCCAAACACGAUUUCGAUGUCAUCGCCGAUUUCACCAACUGCAGGAGAUCGCAGACGCUAGAGACGCAACUUGCUGCGAACUGCUUCAACAAUGGGGACAACGAUAUUCAUCGUGCCGCAGAGGCACGAAUGUCAGAACUGAACAUGCAUAAGCAUGUUCAAGAGAACGGCCUUUGGGGAUUCUACAGGGGUCCGCAUGGUGACGAUCCUCAACUGGAUUACCAUCUCGCUUUGCGACCGGACCGUGCGCACACCAUUGAACACGGCAAUUUCUUGCAUAUGAUAGAUGCAUUCAAGGCAGCAGCUUAUAAGAAGUUGCCGGAUAUCGCGCAAACCGAGAUAUUGCACGAGAUGGAUGCGAGGUUGCAGAGCGUCAGUGAGAGAUGUGUGAGGACAUACCCGCAGCUCGUGUUGCCCAUGGCCACAGGUUCUGAUGAGUGGGAGCAUCAUUAUCAGAGGUUCUGCAAACAACCAUAUCUGGCAUCGAACAAGCGCAAGGCUGCUUCCCAGAUGGUGAAUCAUGUCCGACGCUCAUUGGCUUUGGAGGAUGAGAUGGAGAUUGUGAGAAAACGAAGAAAGAGAUCGGCAGAAAAUUGGUCAUCCGUGACAGACUGCAUGGCCACUGGAAUUAAUACCCUCGCAGCGCGCGACACAACAACUCUACAACUCCGGUGGUUCCAGAUGGACGGUGUGCAUUUGCCGGAGGUGGAGGGUAUAAGCAAUGCGGCGUUGAGAAUACUUAACGAGCUUCCCUGCAAAGAGGAUUUUCGAGCUGCGCUCGCGACGUUCAUGACAGAGAACGGCUGUCAACCUUCAUCUGAUAACCAAGUGAUACACACUCGAACACACGACGGGACGCACAGGGGCGCAGGCGUUCAAACGGCAAGAGCUUCACCACAGUUCCACGGGAGAGUCGUGCACAACGAUGUUGCAGUGAGAGGUGGGAAUGACAACAUAUGGUAUGCAUCAGUAGCCAUGUUUUUCGUCAUGAACACUUGCACAGGGAGUGUUGCGGAGAUGCACAAGUGUUGUUUUGUGCAAUGGUACAAAGAGGUGGAUAGCGAAAGGGAACACACAACAGGUUGUAAGAAGUUGCAAUGGGAGAAGGUAAACGGUUAUCAGCACAAUAGUGUCAUAACGAUUGACACCAUCAUCGAGACCAUGAUGACAACAGAUGACGUCCAAUAUCCUCAGAUGGUGCAUGAACCUUUGUUAAGUAUUGCAGGGGGCAAUCGGUCAAGAGUCACGGAGAACAAUGAUGGCCAGAAACGACCUAUUGCGAUCGUCAUGGAUUCUUUUCAACAGAGCGGCCGACAGGAAUGGAAGGCGUUGCGUACAUUUUUGUGGUAUGAAUACCUCAACGAGGCAGACAAAGCAGGGGUGUUGACUCCCGAGACCGUGAACACGUCGUGGGUGACAUGCAGAGAUGUACUUGGAUCUAAUGAGGAAGGCGAAGAAGAAGACUCCGACGAACAAAUGUCAGAAGAAGUAGAACAUGAGAGAAUGCAAGAACAAGGAAAAGGUGACGACAGUGACGCUGACCAUGAUGUCGAUGCAGAGGAGAGCAAUCCGGAGGGAAAUAGAAUCAGCGACAACACGGACAGAUCCGAGGAGGUCGAAGAGGAAGAGGAAGGCAACAGUGAAGACGAAGAAACAGAGAUUACAUCUGCUGUAAACAGUGCAAAAUGCGGAACUGAUGAAAAAAAGGCAGGCGCACUAGAGACUUCAUCGAAUGACAAACAAAUUGUGCAGAGGGAGAAUGUACCGCUACAGGGUAAGAUGAAGGGCGCCUUAUAAAGACACCACUAUGUGUGCACAGCACAAACGUUUUCCGUGCUGCCGAAACGAC